CUUACACGGUCUGCAGUGACUAAAGAGAAUUUAUUCUGAGGUUGCUGCAGUUGUUGUAAUGGAAUGUUAGGUUAUGUGACUAUCCACAUCUUAUACUGAUUCUGAAAGGGAAUAUAGUGAACUCUGCUGGUUAGUGAGCCUCUAGCACUGAUCAACAUGUUGGCAGAAGGCAUCCUAACUGGAAUCAUAUACAAAGAAAGAAAACAGAACAUAGAUAAACCCCACAAAUGUCACAUAAACAGAAAAGAUGAAAGGGAACCCUGGAAAGAUCACCUUAUAGAUACACCAGCAAUUAAAGAUUUUGCUUCAGAAUCUGAGAAGCAGAAUGAGAUCAUUGCAAAAGGUAGCAAAAUAGAAAACAAUAAAGAUCUUCAGUGGACAUCUAAAGAAGAGCUACCUGCAAAAGAACAUAGUGCUCAUGUUAAAGGAACCAUAUCUGCAGCUUUACAUAUACCAGGAAGAGAAAAAAAUCAUGAAAUCCAGCUGGAUUUGUAUAGAUCUUGGUCAUGCCACAGUAUUUAUCAAAACUAUCCUGACUUACAUAUUGGAGGAGACCAUGUAGGAGGCUAUAUGCAGGAUUCAGGUUGCAUUAUGGACCACAUAAGUGAUGAACUUGUUGAUGGCCCUGUUUUACUGUCAGGAGAUAUUCUAUUGGGUCAUUCCCCUCAAAAUGAGCCUCUUGAAAAAACAGCUACAAAGUCCUUGAAUGGUGAUGAAGGUGGAGAAAGGAGUAUGACACUCCACAAGCAGCCUCUUUCGAAUUCCGUGCUGAACAAUUACAUGGAUACAAAGGUGCAAGAGCUCUAUAAACAGUUUUUUGAAGAGAACCUGACCAGGUGUGGUUCUGUAACAAACCUUCUGACUUCCAGUUUGAUCAUGAAUAACCUAAAUCAGAUAAACCUUCAGAUCUCCCAAGAACAGACUAUAGAAAAAUCUAAAGCUAGAGAAGUGCUCUUACAGUCUCUAGCUUUGUUUAGUUUCCACAAUGCUGCCAGUGGAAACAGCUCUGAAUUUAGCACUCCAAAUUUACAGUUCUCAAACUCACUAAGCAAGAGAAAGAGCUCCCGGAUACAGUUUACAUCAUGACUGAACUGUUUGGUUACAACAGUGGUUCUCAAACUUUUGUACUGGUGACCCCAUUCACACAGCAAGCGUCUGAGUACGAACCCCUUAUAUUAAAGAAGUGUUUAAUUUAUAUUUAACACCAUUAUAAAUGCUGGAGACAAAGCAGGGUUUGAAAUGGAGGCUCACAGCUCGCAACCCCCCAUGUAAUAAUCUCGCGACUACCUGAGGGGUCCUGACCCUUAGUUUGAGGAUCCCUGAGUUACAGCCUAGUCUUCAGCUGCCGUCUCUUCUCUUUCAGGAUUAGUUUGUGAAAUGUACCAAAAUUAGACACUACUGACUUCUUAAAAUAAAUUUUGACAUUUAAACCACACUUUGUGGUGCCACUUCAUUGCUUGUUACCGGACUAAGAUAACGAUCAUGUGCCUUUGUGUUGUUGAAUGUAAUCCAAAUGAAAUUUUUUACAAAAUCCUAUUGAGCCAGAUUUUCAAAGUGGUUUAAGACCAGCUUCUAAAGAGUCCAUCCCUGCCAACACCUAGUAUGUGAGUAAUUAUACAUAGGACUAGUACUUAUUCAGUUAAAGUUAGUCACGUGCAUUAAUGUAGGUAAGAUAGUCCUCUAAGAAAUUAAUCGAGAACCCAAUGAAAUCGAUGGUUAGACUCACACUGAUUUCAGUGGUCUUUGGAUCAUGCCAUAAAUUUCAACCCAUAAUUUUGUGCAUUUAAAUUUAGAGGUUGCUAUUGCAGAUUUCACCCAUUAUGUCUGAGAAAAUGGGCUUCUCUUUUGAAAAUCCUGUUUAACAAUUUGGUUUAUUCUGCAUAGCAUUUUACAUAUAUCAAAUGUAUAUAAAAAUGUUUAUCAGAAAGGAAACCCAAUGAGCACACUCUAUAGCAGCGGUGUCCAGUACUUUCGCCACUAUCCACAUGUGGCUAAUAGGCUAUUGAAUUGUGGCUAAUGCAUGUGGCUUUUUUAUAAUGUGGCUAAUAAGAAAAAUUCAAAACCACAAAUGUGGCUAGCAGUGUGGCUAGCAUUGAAUUUCUAUUGGACACCGCUGCUCUAUAGAAAGAUGUUAUGUGCAUUUAUAUGAGGUUAAUAAUACAUGUUUUGUAUUAUACAGGUAGAGUAUAUUACGAUGGAAAACUACAGAUACAUCAGCUUCUAAAAAUUUAACAGAUCAAGUUUAUAAAAUGUUAAAAGUAUUUCAGGUUUCAGAGGAACAGCCGUGUUAGUCUGUAUUCGCAAAAAGAAAAGGAGUACUUGUGGCACCUUAGAGACUAACCAAUUUAUUUGAGCAUGAGCUUUCGUGAGCUACAGCUCACUUCAUCAGAUGUUUACCGUGGAAACUGCAGCAGACUUUAUAUACACACAGAGAAGUAUUUCAGUUACUGUAAAGGUGUCAUUUCUAUUCAUUUAAAAUGUCAUUUACUUAAAUAAAAGUUUCCAUAUAUUAUACAACAAAAUCCACUCAGAUUCCCAGAAUAUAUCAAAUAAUUACUUCUGCCUACCAUUUGCAUUAUAAAAAUAGGACUCCUUGUUGUCUUUUUCUGAAAAAUACACCCUUAUGACCUCAGCAAGUUAAGUGUGUGUUGCAAGGUUACUGAAACGCAAAGAUAUUGCAAGUUUUGUUCCUAUUACCCUAAAUCAGUGGUUCUCAGAGUUUUGUACUGAUGAUCACUUUCACACAGCAAGCCUCUAAGUGCGACCCCCCCCCUUAUAAAUUAAAAACACUUUUUAUAUAUUUAACACCAUUAUAAAUACUGGAGGCAAAGCAGGGUUUGGAGUGGAGGCUGACAGCUCGUGACCCCCCAUGUAAUGAACUCGUGACCCCCUGAGGGGUCCCAACCCCCAGUUUGAGAACCCUUGCCCUAAAUGUUACAUGCAUAUUUCAUUAGGAAAAUUUGUUUACUUCGCCUGCAGCCAUCCUUUCCUGCUGCAAAGGUCUUUUGUUGUAAAUUAUCACUAUGUUGAUAUUAUACUAUGAUGAAUGAACUGAAGUUUGAUAUCUCAAUUGUACAAGCAAGUUUUCUCUCAGUGGGUAAGCUACUGCUCUGACACACCAAAACCAAUGAGGUAUUUUGAGGCACCUGCAGUUCUGUGCCUCCAAUCCUGAACUCAGUGGAUUUACCAGUGUAAAUGCUAGCAGAAAAUGUGGCUUUUUAUUUAACCUUUAGGCUAAUGAUAAACUUUCAGAAUGCAUGCUGUACUGGUAGUUAAACCAUUUUAUCCAGAGUUACUGAUGUCAAGCAACACCUAGAUAUAGGACGCUGUUUUAUAAAUUAGUGCUUCUCAGUGAAAUUUAAUGUGUAAUAGUUGAUGUAAAACAAAGUAUUUUUUUCUUCUGAAACAUCUGCUAAACUGUGUAGCACACAGAUUCUAAAUCUGUCAACCCUCAAAGGGAAUGUGAAGGAUCUUGUGACGUUUAAGUAAUGAUAUGUCAAAUGCUAAUAUCUUUGUGUUUAUAAAUCAAGAUCCUCUUCAUCUGAUUGGUACUUUGCAAAGAGUAAAGUGUUUCUU
Molecule: messenger RNA, 3576 nt
Organism: Caretta caretta (loggerhead turtle)
Lineage: Eukaryota; Metazoa; Chordata; Testudines; Cheloniidae
Product: TLR adapter interacting with SLC15A4 on the lysosome
Biological process (GO): regulation of toll-like receptor signaling pathway
Source: RefSeq, a predicted model, not a curated record